Leptonychotes weddellii (Weddell seal) is the source of this 7449-nucleotide messenger RNA. Lineage: Eukaryota; Metazoa; Chordata; Mammalia; Carnivora; Phocidae. The record is from RefSeq and is a predicted model, not a curated record.
AUGGGAGUUUUCCACGGCUGGACCCUUGUAAACCUGAGUAACAACAAGAUCAAGGAGGUGAGAGAGGGUGCCUUCGAUGGAGCGGCCGGUGUGCAGGAGCUGAUGCUGACCGGGAACCAGCUGGAAACGCUGCAUGGACGCAUGUUCCGGGGACUCAGCAGCCUCAAGACCCUGAUGCUGAGGAGUAACCUGAUCAACUGCGUGAGCAAUGACACGUUUGCUGGCCUGAGUUCAGUGAGGCUGCUGUCCCUCUAUGACAAUCGGAUCACCACCAUCACCCCUGGAGCCUUCACCACACUUGUCUCCCUAUCUACCAUAAACCUCCUGUCCAACCCCUUCAACUGCAACUGCCACCUGGCCUGGCUCGGCAAGUGGUUGAGGAAGAGGCGGAUCGUGAGCGGGAACCCCCGGUGCCAGAAGCCAUUCUUCCUCAAGGAGAUCCCCAUCCAGGAUGUGGCCAGCCAGGACUUUACCUGUGAAGGCAAUGACGAGAGUAGCUGCCAGGUGGGCCCCCACUGCCCGGAGCAGUGCACCUGCGUGGAGACGGUGGUCCGGUGCAGCAACAGGGGGCUGCACGCCCUCCCCAAAGGCAUUCCCAAGGACGUGACCGAACUGUACCUGGAAGGAAACCACUUAACAGCCGUGCCCAGGGAGCUGUCCGCCCUCCGACACCUGACACUUAUUGACCUGAGCAACAACAGCAUUGGCGUGCUGACCAACUACACCUUCAGUAACAUGUCUCACCUCUCCACCCUGAUCCUGAGCUACAACCAGCUGCGGUGCAUCCCUGUCCACGCCUUCGACGGGCUGCGGUCUCUCCGAGUGCUGACCCUCCACGGCAAUGACAUUUCCAGCGUUCCCGAAGGCUCCUUCAGCGACCUGACAUCUCUUUCCCAUCUGGCGCUGGGAACCAAUCCACUCCACUGUGACUGCAGUCUGCGCUGGCUGUCGGAGUGGGUGAAGGCGGGGUACAAGGAGCCUGGCAUCGCCCGCUGCAGUAGCCCCGAGCCCAUGGCCGACAGACUCCUGCUCACCACCCCCACCCACCGAUUCCAGUGCAAAGGGCCAGUGGACAUCAACCUUGUGGCCAAGUGCAACGCCUGCCUCUCCAGCCCGUGCAAGAACAACGGGACUUGCAGCCAGGAUCCUGUGGAGCUCUACCGCUGCACCUGCCCCUAUGGCUACAAGGGCAGAGACUGCACUGUGCCCAUCAACACCUGCAUCCAGAACCCCUGUCAGCACGGAGGCACCUGCCACCUGAGCGAGAGCCACAAGGAUGGGUUCAGCUGCUCCUGCCCUCUGGGCUUUGAGGGUCAGCGGUGUGAAAUCAACCCAGAUGACUGUGAGGACAACGACUGUGAGAACAAUGCCACCUGUGUGGACGGGAUCAACAACUACGUGUGCGUCUGCCCUCCUAACUACACGGGUGAGCUGUGCGACGAGGUGAUUGACCACUGCCUGCCCGGGAUGAACCUCUGUCAGCAUGAGGCCAAGUGCAUCUCCCUGGACAAAGGAUUCAGGUGCGAAUGUCUCCCCGGCUACGGCGGGAAGCUCUGCGAGGUGGACAACGAUGAUUGCGUGGCCCACAGCUGCCGCCACGGGGCCCAGUGCAUGGAUGCGGUCAACGGCUACACGUGCGUCUGCCCCCAGGGCUUCAGCGGGCUCCUCUGUGAGCAGCCCCCACCCAUGGUCCUGCUUCAGACCAGUCCCUGUGACCAGUACGAGUGCCAGAAUGGGGCCCAGUGCAUUGUGGUGCAGCAGGAGCCGACCUGUCGCUGCCCCCCGGGCUUCGCCGGCCCGAGGUGCGAGAAGCUCAUCACCGUCAACUUUGUGGGCAAAGACUCCUAUGUGGAACUAGCCUCUGCCAAGGUCCGGCCCCAGGCCAACAUCUCCCUGCAGGUGGCCACGGACAAGGACAACGGCAUCCUUCUCUACAAGGGGGACAACGACCCCCUGGCGCUGGAGCUGUACCAGGGCCACGUGAGGCUCGUCUAUGACAGUCUGAGCUCCCCACCAACCACGGUGUACAGUGUGGAGACUGUGAAUGAUGGGCAGUUUCACAGCGUGGAGCUGGUGAUGCUAAACCAGACCCUGAACCUGGUGGUGGAUAAAGGAGCCCCCAAGAGCCUGGGAAAGCUCCAGAAGCAGCCGGCAGUAGGCAUCAACAGUCCCCUCUACCUCGGAGGCAUCCCCACCUCCACGGGCCUCUUGGCCCUGCGCCAGGGCACGGACCGGCCCCUGGGUGGCUUCCACGGCUGCAUCCACGAGGUGCGCAUCAACAACGAGCUGCAAGACUUCAAGGCCCUCCCGCCACAGUCCCUGGGAGUGUCACCGGGCUGCAAGUCCUGCACCGUGUGCAAGCACGGCCUGUGCCACUCCGUGGAGAAGGACAGCGUGGUGUGUGAGUGCCACCCAGGCUGGACGGGCCCACUGUGCGACCAGGAGGCCCGGGACCCCUGUCUGGGCCACAGCUGCAACCAUGGGAAAUGUGUAGCAACCGGGACCUCGUAUGUGUGCAAGUGUGCAGAAGGCUACGGCGGGGCCACGUGUGACCGCAAGAAUGACUCCAGCGCCUGCUCUGCCUUCAAGUGUCACCAGGGGCAGUGCCAUUCCUCAGAUCGAGGGGAGCCCUACUGCCUGUGCCAGCCUGGCUUCAGUGGGGAGCACUGCGAGCAAGAGAACCCGUGCCGGGGGGAGGUUGUCCGAGAGGUGAUCCACCGCCAGAGAGGUUACGCCUCGUGUGCCACGGCCUCCCGAGUGCCCAUCCUGGAGUGUCGUGGGGGCUGUGGGCCCCAGUGCUGCCAGCCUACCCGCAGCAAGCGGCGGAAAUACGUCUUCCAGUGCACCGACGGCUCCUCGUUCGUGGAAGAGGUGGAAAGACACCUAGAGUGUGGCUGCCGCCAGUGUUCCUAAGGCCGUCGGCCCGCCUGCCCCCCACCUCUCAGACUCCAGCUUCGUGGGGCUGGGACAGCCAUGUGGGACCCCCUCGAGAUUCGAGGUGAAGAAGUAGAAGCUGGAGAGGAAGCAGAAGAAGAGAAUAUUAAGUAUAUUGUAAAAUAAACAAAAAAUAGAACUUAUUUUUAUUAUGGAAAGUGACUAUUUUCAUCUUUUAUUAUAUAAAUAUAUCACACCGUCUGAGUAUAUGUACCAUAUAGUGAGUUAUUUUUACCAAGUCUUGUGUAUUGGUCACGUUUUUAUAAACAGCUGUUAAAAAUUUUAAGAAAAAAGACUAAUAAAAAUGUUUUAAAACAAAAGGGUAAGAAUAAAGAAGUGCUAGCCUGUCCGAGGAGGAAGAAGGACGUUUUUAUGUUGAUGAAACAGUAUCGUGUCAGCAGAAACCAAGACCUGCUUACCGAGCUCAGGAAAAGGAAUGAUAAGAGGAAGAGAAGGAAAAGAUUUUUCUUUGUUUCUUCUUAUUUUUGAUGACUCUUUUUCUCUUCCCUAAAAGCACCCAGCUUUCAAGCCCUGGUUGCCAAAGCCCGUCCUUCCAGGAAAAGCCGCUGCAGCCCCACUGCCUCCCCCUCACAGUCGCUGCCCCCACCUGCCCCAGGCCGCCAGCGGGGUCUGAACCUACUGCAGACCCCUCUUUUCCCUCCGGGCUGGCCCUGCCUGCCACUACGGGGCUGUUCGAAACUCGGCCACAGGCUUCAUCUGAGCCUGCUUUGCCACAUUUUAAAACACCUCCUCUUUCCCUGCCCCUCUGCAGGUGAGUCAACGGAAGAAGGGUCAAGGCCAUCUCCUCAGGCCCCAACCACCGGCACUUCCUCUCAAGGUUCUGACCCAUCCUCUUCCCUCCAGCCCAUUUCACACUGGAAUGCAGUACUAGGAGAGCAGGCAGCCAGGGCUGCAGAGAUGAGGAAGGCCAGGAACCCAGCCUGCCCAUAGCCCUGGUAGAAGUCCAACUCUGGAAAGUUCUGGGAGGAUCUUGCUAUAGGACAAACAAGCCUCUGCCACCUGAUCCUCCAGGCCACCCUCAUAAGUUGUCAUCACAACGCCUUGCUCAUCUGCAACACUUUCCAACGCAUAUCUGUACUGUACCUGAUUUUAUCCGUGUAAUCCAUGCUCCGUGCAAUCCCUGCUCCCAUAAGAAGGGUAAAGCCAGAUGGCCCCAUUUCACAGACAAGGAAACACGCUUCUCUCAAACUCUGUAUCUUGCCUUAAGCCACAUCUCUGAUUAAGUAGAAGAGUAAGGCUCAAAGCUCUAGAUGCCUUUUCUAAAGAGCAGAAACGCAAGAGAUUCAGGUUGUUCAUAGGACAAGCCCUACCAGGAAAAGAAAGUAGAUGUUCUUUACUAUUUUUCCUGCUUGUGUUCAAGUCUUGUUCUGUUCCCCAGUAUCCAGAAAGCUUCUAGACAGAGUUACAUAGCAGGAAAUGUGAGCAAAGGCAGCCUGCCUGAGGGAGACUUGCCCCUGUCUCUCAGCUCCCCUCAGCCUAGUACAGAUGGCUCAGGGGCUCAGCUGCUCACACCAACUCCUUGUCUCUCACUCAUCCCUCCUUUGCCCUGGGAGCCUCCCCUGUGGAAGUGUCAGGCAGGAAAAUGUGGGGCUCAGAGGACCUUCCAGCAUGGAGGUUCCCCAGAGGAGCCUAGUGGUUCUGUGAGGACCAACAGUGGGCUAAAGAUUCCAAGAAUCAAGAAGGAGGCAGAAAAGGAAGAUGGAAGAGCACAAGGCAAGGGGAAAAUGAGGGAAGGAGGAAGGGAAAGAAGGGAUAGGGAGGGAAGAACAUAAGGAAGAGCGGGAUGAAGAGAAGGAAGGAGGGAAAAGGAGGGAGAAAUAAAAUGGAAGAGUUUACUUAAAAAUGUGUGUACUAAUAUACAUUAUGUUCCAGGUACUUAGUGUACUUAUGGUGGAUGUGUUUCUAAUAUUAUUAACAGAUAGAUUCACUUAGUACUUACAUUAUACAUCAGAUACCAUUCUAAUUUAUAUAUAUUAGAUAUAUACAUAUAUUAAGUAUGUAUAUAUAUGUGUAUUUGUAUAUACAUAUAUAUACAUAUUUAAUUCUCAAAACCACCCUGUAGUAAAGACAUUAGUAACCCAUUUUACAGUUGAGAAAGUUGAGGCACAGAGGAGUUAAGGAAUUUGCACAAAAACAGAUGCCUAAUAAAUUAUAGAGCCAGAAUUUGGGCCCAGUUUGCCUAACUCCAGAAGUUACUCCUCAAGGGAAGGAAACAUCUGCCUUUGAGGAUCCUACAGUCCAGGGCAAAAACAAUCAUGGGACAACAGCUUUAUUAUAGGAGUCCCCUCAUGGCAGUAUAAACAAGGGAAGUCACUGUCCAGACUAGGAAAUCUCCAAUCCUGGGUCUUCAGGGAUGAAUAGGAGUCUGCCGGGGCAGGGGUAAGAAAGGGAGUUGAACUUUCCAGGGAAUGGCCUGUUAAAAAGCAGUGAAACAGGGAAAAGACCCAGUAUGGGGAACAGUCAAGAGUUCCAGGGUGGCAGGAGUGUGGGAUGCACACUGAGGAGCAGAAAUCAAGGGGGGCAGACAUGAAGGCAAGGGUUCAACCAGUAAGAGCCAUGUAUGGCAGGCUAGAACACAGGGACCCUGCAGGGUUUUUAAGUAGGGGAAUAGCAAGACAAGCUCUGAUUUAGGAAGAGAACUGGUGGCAAAGAUGACAAGGCUUCGAAGAGGAGAGAGCGCUCUGCCACCCAAAAAGGCUCUGGGGGCUUCCCAGUUGUUCACUUGAGUUUGUUGUAGCUAAACAAUGCCAAUUUCCAGAUAGGUCCCAAAAGUCUUUGUGGUAGCUCCGAAGUUCUCUCCUGAAAGGGCUCUUCCUGAGAUCUGUCCCAUACCCUUCCCCAUCCCUCGUGCCGUCAGCCCACCUCACCCACGCAGGUAAACCCUAGGCUUAUUCUACCGCCAACACUCCCAGCUAGCCACUCUCCACAUAACAGGAAGCCCACUCGGCCUACCAUCUUGAGAGCUGCGCAACCAGGGUCACGGACCUCUGGGAAGACUUGCCAGGCUACCAGCUUUCCCUCGGCCUCCCCCACAGAAUCCAAGGCCUGCCUCUGCCAGCCAUGCCCUGUGCCCACUUCCGAACCCAGCUGCAAUCAGCCAGCACAGCCAAAAGGACCAGGUCCUUAAUGUGGCUUGAGGGUGAUUUUGAGCCUUCCCCUCAAUUUUGGAAGCCCUGACUUUAUGAAAUGCCUAAUGCAAGAUUAAGAAAAUUCUCCCCAAAAGCAAGUUUCUCUAACAAACGCAGAUUAAAACGCUCUUAUUUCAACAGCCAAAUUCUAGAAACAAAGUCUCCCAGGGCAGGAAGAGUUCAGUCAGGUAACUUGCAUGCUUCAAAGUAUGGGUCCAUGUUUGCGUGUGGGGACCGGCAUAUGUGAAAGGGGGCUUGGGCUCGGUUCCCCCUGAGCAGGAUUCAGGGGAAGGGAGAACCCCUUUGACUCAACCAAGGGACCCUAAAAUGGCUGAUGAGAUGAUGUAUUUAAAAGCUCUUUGUAAAGUGUAAACUAACAACCUUUAAUGUAAGCUGUUACGACUGUCAUUGUUGCCGUGACUGACAUGCCAACAGGCCCAUGUAGAAGAUGGCUUUGCCUUUUCAAUUUCAGAAGGGAACCUGAGUCUGAUGCUUCAGAAAGAGGACGGGACAAGGAAAAGAGGGGCAAGGAAAGAGAGGGAGAUUUCCUAGGGCCAGAGAAAGAGGGGAAAUCCCCCAGAAUGACCCUUCGGAACCCAGGAGCAGCCAGGAGGGUGAUGGAGCUAACCUCGCCUUCCACCAGGUACAAAGCUACCAUCAGAUUGAACCCUAUGGCCGAGCAGCCACCCGUCGCCUUUGCUGGCAGGAGAAGCCCCUAGCCUAAGUGGACCUGCCCCUCAAAACUCACAGGGCCUCAGGUAUCAGAGCUGAAGGAACCUGGGAGAAUCCCUGGUGAGGGAUAAACCUGAGAAUCAGAGAAAGGGAGUGUCUAAACCAGAGACCAAGGUCAUCCAACAAAUUAACACCAGAGGCAGGAACAGACCCAGGGGUCUACCCAGGACAUCUUUCUCCCUGCUACUCCACUGUGAGCAUCCAGGAAGAGUGAAAGUUGAGACAGACCCCAUGAUACCUUCUAGGUGGCCAGAAAAGUAUCCCCCCCUUCCCCCACAGUGCACUCGGAUGGCUGGGAAGCUGGGGCAGUGCCUGGUUUGGUGGCACUUACCCUUAUGUUCUAGUCAGGCUCAGACUGUGCCAAAGGAAACGCUUGGGGAAAGUGGGUGCAAGAUGCCAGCUUGCCAGAACAAGCAAAGACAGAAUUGGGCAUUUGGCAAAGCCUAUUUCUCUAACUCAACAAGAGGUUCUAAGAAAAAACUUCUAAGAUGGUUUUUAAAAGUGUUACAGUGCCACUUCACCAUUAUGGGAUAAAUAAUGUGCAUUCUUUGAUUCAACAGACUGUCAUUAUCUGAUAUCAUUAAAAUGUGUCACAGGAGAGCUAUCAGAUGUUCCUGUGAAUACCAUAAACUCA